Molecule: messenger RNA, 1690 nt
Organism: Phlebotomus argentipes
Lineage: Eukaryota; Metazoa; Arthropoda; Insecta; Diptera; Psychodidae
Product: alanine--glyoxylate aminotransferase 2, mitochondrial
Exons: 5
Coding region: 88-1563 (491 amino acids)
Biological process (GO): glyoxylate catabolic process
Cellular component (GO): mitochondrion
Molecular function (GO): pyridoxal phosphate binding; L-alanine:glyoxylate transaminase activity
Source: RefSeq, a predicted model, not a curated record
AGUGGCUCUCAGUGAAUUGUGAACUCUGGUCAAUUGAGGAGGUGCUAAUUCUGUCUGUGAUUAGAAAUAAUAUCCUCAGGGAAUACAAUGACGAUCAGCGGCUUGAGCAUCUUUCGAACAAACUUGCGAAGUUUCGCGAGUUUCACUGCCACAUCGCAGCUUCCGCCGCUGCCGGCCUGCGACUUCGAUGCGCCGCCCUACAGAGGCCCAUCUUACGAAAGAGUGGUUGAGCUGCAGAAGACGCGACUGACGCCCAAUGUGACACCCUACUAUCGGAAGCCGCUGUUAAUUCACUCCGGCCGGAUGCAGUGGCUAUUCGACCACGAGGGCCGGAAGUAUCUGGAUAUGUUCGGCGGCAUCGUCACGGUGUCCGUCGGUCACUGCCAUCCGAAGGUGAACGCCGCACUGGCGGAUCAGAUGGACACUCUGUGGCACACCACGAACAUCUACAUGCACCCAAAGAUUCACGAGUACGCUGAGAGACUUACGCAGACGAUGCCCGGCAAGCUCAACAGGGUUUACUUCGUCAACUCUGGCAGUGAAGCCAAUGAUCUGGCCAUCUUGCUGGCACGUCUGCACACGGGCAAUCACGAGAUCAUCUCCUUUAGGAAUGCCUAUCACGGCGCCUCACCACUCACGAUGGGCAUCACUGCGCACUCCACGUGGCGCUUCCCUCUGCCCGGCGUCAGUAAUGGCAUCAUACACGCCAUGAAUCCCGAUCCCUUCCUCGGCCACUGGGGCGGAAAGCACUGUCGUGACUCUCUGGCGCAGACAAUCCGCGAUUGCAACUGCACCGAGAAGUGCUGCGAAGCCACGGAAAAGUACUAUCACGAGCUGGAACAGAUCUUCAGGUUCUCCCUGCCGCGCGGAAGAGUGGCUGGCAUGUUCGCCGAGUCGAUUCAGGGCGUGGGCGGAACAGUGCAGUAUCCCAAGGGCUACAUAAAGAAGGCAGCCGAGCUAGUGCGCCUCAACGGAGGUGUCUUCAUCUCCGACGAGGUGCAAUCGGGCUUCGGUCGCACGGGGGAUCAUUUCUGGGGAUUCCAGGGCCACGGAAUCGUGCCGGACAUCGUGACGUGUGCCAAGGGCAUUGGCAAUGGUUUUCCCAUUGGCGCUGUGGUGACGACAGAAGAGAUCGCGCAGUGUCUGGACAAGGCGCUGCACUUCAACACUUUCGGCGGAAAUCCACUGGCCAGCGCCGUGGGAAUCGCCGUGCUGGACGUGAUUGAGGAGGAGGAGCUCCAGAAGAACUCUCAGAUUGUGGGAUCAGUUCUCAUCAAGGGACUCCUCGAGUUGCAGCAGAAGCAUGAGAUUAUUGGGGAUGUCAGAGGAAAGGGUUUGAUGAUCGGAGUUGAGCUUGUUGAGGAUCGCGCAACGAGGAAACCGCUCAGCACGCCUCACGUGGUGGAAAUCUGGGAGAAGUGCAAGGAUAUGGGAGUCCUACUUGGGCGCGGCGGCCUGAAUGGCAAUGUCUUCCGCAUUAAACCUCCCAUGUGCAUUAACACACACGAUGUCGAAUUCACACUGCAAGUCCUUGGCCAUGUGCUGGAGAGCCGAAGCGCAUAAACAUUCACAGGAUUUUUCUCAUGGGACCCUCAGGAUCAAGCCUCCGAUGUGCAUAAAUGUGGACGACGCUCAAAUCACACUCGACGUGCUGAACUGCGUCUUGUUGUGGCAUUUCAAGAAAAAACGG